Molecule: messenger RNA, 1569 nt
Organism: Poecilia reticulata (guppy)
Lineage: Eukaryota; Metazoa; Chordata; Actinopteri; Cyprinodontiformes; Poeciliidae
Product: interferon-induced protein 44-like
Biological process (GO): immune response
Source: RefSeq, a predicted model, not a curated record
AGCAAGAACAGCAGGAUGGCUCGACAAAAUGAAAAUAUAUUUAAUCUAAGACUAAGGGAAUGGCUUGGGGUCCCAGCAUACUCUGCUCGUGUGGCUCAGUUUCCAAAAGCUGAAGACCCUGCAUCUCCAACUCUGAAUGAACCGUGGAGGAAACUAAGCUGGGGAGAAAAACAGAAGAGCCUUAAAUAUGUGCAGGAAUACAAACCUGAACAAGACGACAUCAGGUACCUGAGAGUCCUCCUGUAUGGACCCGUCGGAGCUGGAAAGUCCAGUUUCAUCAACUCCGUCAGUAACGUCCUCAGAGACCGGAUUACAACUCCUGCUUUGGCCAGCGCGACCACGUCUGAUAAAAGCUUCACCAAAAAGUAUGAAACUCAUAAAUUCUAUAAAGGACGAGGAAGCUCAAAAACAUUUUAUCCUCUGGUCUUCAAUGACAUCAUGGGUCUGGAAGAUGGAACCGACAGAGGAGUUCAUGCUGACGACAUCAAACUGGCUUUGAGAGGACAUGUGAAGGAAGACCACAAGUUCAACCCAGUUGCUCCUCUAACUCAGGAUGACCCAGGCUACAACCCGACUCCCUCUGCUGAUGACAAAGUUCAUGUCCUGGUCUGUGUGAUGUCAGCCAACACUCCACAGAUGAAAUCAUCAGUUCUGGAGAAGAUGAAGAGCGUCAGAGAAACAGCCAGUGACCUGGGAAUUCCUCAGAUGGCCAUGAUGACGCAUAUAGAUGAAGCCUGCGGUGAAACUGAGAAAGACUUGAGGAACGUCUACAAGAGCAAGUAUCUGAGAAAAAAGAUGAAAGACUUCAGCGCAGCAGUGGGAAUCCCCAUGAACUGCAUCUUCCCUGUGAAGAACUACAGUGAAGAAAUCGACUUGAAUGAUGAUAUUGAUGCUCUGAUCCUGAGCGCUCUGAGGAAAAUGGUCGACUUUGGAGACGACUUCAUUGAGAAGAUUUAAACUGAGAUGUAGUGAGGUGUGACUGACACUAUAUACUGUACAUGUUGUAUAACAAUUAAAAUUACUACUGGAAGGUGUUACACCCACUUUAUCUAAGAUCAUUAUUAAACACAUAUUUACUUGAUCUUUUUGUUUUAUCAGAUGUCUUUCUUCUCUGUUUUUCGUGUAAAGCACCUUAAAUAACCAUGUAUGCAAAGAGGUUGUACAAAUGUCUUGCUUUGCCUUUUUUUAAUCAAUUUCAGAUUGCAUAAAUAUCUGCUAUGUAAGAUGAUGCAAAGCUAAGCAUGUCUGGGCUUUUGGGUUGAUUGGAAAUAGUGUCAUUUUGAUGUGAUGUGUGUCUGUCAGAAGUUUGAAUAAACUUCAUUAAUGUCACCUGUUAAACUUAUCGGUUUAAUAACUCUAAGUUUCUACCCAAAGUAGAGAAGAAACAAAUAGUAUAUAUAUAUGUUUUGCUUUAAUUAGGUAAUGUGAAGAAGCCUGGUUUACAAUUUAGCACAUUUCAUCAAUUGUAUUCCACUGCUGUAAAAUAACAGGAACACCAGGAUCACAGGUGGCGCUGUUGUUUAAAGUUUCAUAUCUUUUUUACAAACAGUGAAUAAAAAGAAAAACAGA